Morchella sextelata is the source of this 1371-nucleotide messenger RNA. RefSeq lists its product as uncharacterized. NCBI's taxonomy places the organism in Eukaryota, Fungi, Ascomycota, Pezizomycetes, Pezizales, Morchellaceae. The coding region runs from base 1 to 1371 and encodes 456 amino acids. The record is from RefSeq and is a predicted model, not a curated record. The transcript has 10 exons.
AUGCAUGUAGAACAACUGCUUUUUGAUAUGCUCGACAACUCCUCCUCCACCCCGCGUCUUUUGUCUGGCAUUAUCUUCAGCGAACCGACCAAUUUACACUUUCGCGGUUCGAACGGGUGUGGACCACGUAUACUUACUCUUUCCUCCCUCGAGUUUACCAUAAUGGCCGCACGAGACGAGCACGAAUAUCUCUGGUUGAGUAAAGGAGUUAUCACAGACAUAGAAAAAGAAUUGAACCCUGGAGGUCUUGCGUUUCACCCGCCAACUUCGUGGUCUUGCCCCCAGCUCUACCGUGCCCUCAAGACAGCUUAUAAAAAUAAGCAUCCUCUAGCGGCACACGAACCACAGUAUAAGGGACGCGCCCAGGAAAUUGCGACAACGGAGCUCAACAAAAUCUUGGAGGAGAGAUUGAAGAGGCCCAUGAACAACGACCCAAUGGACAAUUGGAGAGAGGCCAGGCCCAUAGACGAGCCUUUUAAUCCCACACUCAUCGGCAGCAAUAUAAAUGUUGGACGUCCGCCACCGGCACCGUACAAGAGGCAUAAUAGUCCACCUGCGACGACACCUGCGACGACGCUGCCUACAUUGCCCUCGCAAUCGCAAUACACAGCAGCAAGCUCAAGCACUAGUGUUAGCACCGGCCGAGGUACAGGAACUACAGUAAAUGGCAAUAAUGAGGCCGCGGCCCAGGCCACCGCUCAGUACCCUUCGAAGCUGAAAGACCAUGAACACACGCAUUUACCCGCAAAGGACUUUGCCUGUAGGCUUGGAUCAUGUACAAAAAGCUUCAAGAGGAUGCGCGAACUCAAGGCGCACGAGAAGAUCACUCAUCCAGGCCAUCCAUCAGAAUCGGGGUCGGAGCCUAGGGAUAUGGAGAUGGCUGAUGCUGGGGAGGUAGAGCUUGUGGAAGAUCAGAAGAAAUUGUCAGGGCGCCGAGAUGAGGAUAAUAAGGUUGAGAUUGAGGGCGAAUAUAAGAAGGAGUCGCCGUCUCUAGAGCUACGUGAGCCCUCAGAUAAGAUCUCCGAAGCCGAAGUUGCGAGCCCAACACCUUCACCUCCCACGCCCAAUGCUCGCGGAACAGCUACCCCGGAGCCUGAGCGGCAUCCCUCCCCGGAGCCUGAACGGCUUCCCCCACUGGAGCCUAAACAACGUCCUUCCCAACCUCCAGUCCGUCUACCACCUCCCGAUCCUAGCCCUACCGAUCCUAACCCGAAACUGCCUGUUAUGCCUACUAGGCCCGAUGAUACGGGUCUCGACAACAGCAAGAAGAGCAUAUCCCCACCACCAAACGGAAGUGCAUCAUCUCAAAGGCUCAAUUCUGAGGCCCACAUUACGAAGUUGGCAAUUAAUUUACUAUCGUCCCCAUCGUGA